GUCCGCGCUCCCGGGUUCCCCUCGCGCUCUAACGCGCCGGGAUGGCGGAGCUGCGGCCUAGUGGCGCCCCCGGCCCCUCCGCGCCUCCGGCCCCCGGCCCUACUGCCCCUCCGGCCUUCGCCUCGCUCUUCCCCCCGGGACUGCACGCCAUCUACGGAGAGUGCCGCCGCCUCUACCCGGACCAGCCGAACCCGCUCCAGGUUACCGCUAUCGUCAAGUACUGGUUGGGUGGCCCAGACCCUUUGGACUACGUUAGCAUGUACAGGAAUGUGGGGAGCCCUUCUGCCAAUAUCCCUGAGCACUGGCACUACAUCAGCUUCGGCCUGAGCGAUCUCUAUGGCGACAACAGAGUCCACGAGUUUACAGGAACAGAUGGACCUAGCGGUUUUGGCUUUGAGUUAACAUUUCGUCUGAAGAGAGAAACAGGGGAGUCUGCCCCACCAACGUGGCCAGCAGAGCUAAUGCAGGGGCUGGCCCGAUACGUGUUCCAGUCAGAGAACACUUUCUGCAGUGGGGACCACGUGUCUUGGCACAGCCCCUUGGAUAACAGCGAAUCAAGAAUUCAGCACAUGCUACUCACAGAGGACCCGCAGAUGCAGCCCGUGCAGACACCCUUUGGGGUGGUCACCUUCCUCCAGAUUGUUGGUGUCUGCACUGAAGAGCUGCACUCAGCCCAACAGUGGAACGGGCAGGGGAUCCUGGAGCUGCUGCGGACUGUGCCUGUCGCUGGCGGCCCCUGGCUGAUAACUGACAUGCGGAGGGGAGAGACCAUAUUUGAGAUCGAUCCACACCUGCAACAGGAGAGAGUUGACAAAGGCAUCGAGACAGAUGGCUCCAACCUGAGUGGAGUCAGUGCCAAGUGCGCCUGGGAUGACCUGAGCCGGCCCCCCGAGGACGACGAAGACAGCCGGAGCAUCUGCAUCGGCACACAGCCCCGGCGGCUGUCUGGCAAAGACACUGAGCAGAUCCGAGAGACCCUGAGGAGAGGACUUGAGAUCAACAGCAAACCCGUCCUUCCACCCAUCAACCCUCAGCGGCAGAAUGGCCUCACCCACGACCGGGCCCCGAGCCGCAAAGACAGCCUGGAAAGUGACAGCUCCACAGCCAUUAUUCCCCAUGAGCUGAUCCGCACUCGGCAGCUGGAGAGCGUGCAUCUGAAGUUCAACCAGGAGUCAGGCGCCCUCAUUCCUCUCUGCCUAAGGGGCAGGCUCCUGCAUGGACGGCACUUUACGUAUAAAAGCAUCACAGGUGAUAUGGCCAUCACCUUUGUCUCCACGGGAGUGGAAGGCGCCUUUGCCACCGAGGAGCAUCCUUAUGCAGCCCAUGGACCCUGGUUGCAAAUCCUGUUGACUGAAGAAUUUGUAGAGAAAAUGUUGGAGGACUUAGAAGAUUUGACUUCUCCAGAGGAAUGCAAACUUCCCAAGGAAUACAGCUGGCCUGAAAAGAAGCUCAAAGUCUCUAUCCUGCCAGACGUGGUGUUCGACAGUCCACUGCACUAGCCUGGGCUCGGCCCUGAGGGCCAACGACUGCGGAUGGGGAGCCCAGCUGACUUCCAGUUGCAUAAAGGCGAUUCCCUCAAAUAAAGGACAAGUGUGAGGAGGAUGACUGCACAGCCACUGCGCCUGCAACCCAGGGGAACACUGCACAGGCCACAGGCCCCACCUCACUGCCGGGUCAGGGCACAGGACAAUGCAACCCUGGUUGCCUACUGCCACUGCAGAUCAUGGUUUGAAAUUUGACUGUGGACCCUUGGUGCCCCGAGUGGCACAGGCAUCAUGGUCACCCACUCACUGCCCACACUGUGGCAGGAGGACGUGCAGGGGUGUGCACCAGCUCAGCUCUAGGAGCCUCUGCUAGACUUGCUCCUCUGACCACAGAAGAUUCCUCCCCUCAUGUUUGGUUUGCUUUUUCCUUAUUUUAUUUUGUAGAAACCGGUGGUACUUCAUUGCCAUACACAGAGGCCAUUAUAUGAUGUUUUUUAAACAGAACUUUAUUCCCAGGUGAACAUUCUUAUUUUCUCAGACAGGGACCUGGGGCCAUGUGUCCCCCUGCACUGCCACCAGAGACGGUGACCACUGUUGGCUUGCCCACCUAGGGCCUGGAGGAGCUGCCUUUCUAGACAGGCUUCUCUUCCCACUGGGCCUGGGAACCUGUGCAGCCUGGAACACAGGUUGGCUGGCAUCAGGGAGGGCUCCUGAUCGUCUCAGGAGAAACUGAGCUCCCUCUGCCUCCAGGGACCCUCAGGCUCUCAAAGACUUGGUGACCCCAGCCUCAUCUUCCAGGACUUCACACAGCUGGGCCUGCCCACACCUAACAGUCCAGCCCCAGCCAGCCUCAGGGCCUGGGUCUCUAGCUCCUGGGCAACCCCUGCCCCAUUCCCUGGGCUUCUUGGCCUCUAGGCUGUAGGAUUAUGACUUAUCACUAACCAGAAACUGCUUUCUGCCACCCUCCCAGCCAGCCUGCAUCCCGUCAUUCCCUAUCCUUCAUCCCCACUCCUUGUCCUGUCUGCCUCUCAUGCUCCUUGGUGCUGCACCCCAGGAAACUGCAGAUCUCAUGGUCUGUGUUCCCAGAGUCACCCUGGCCUGUGGUUUGAGGGUUCCUCUUGCAUAACUAACUGCCCACUCUGCCUAGGAAUGAGCAAGGUCCUGUCCUUCCAUGUCAUGCUGUGACUCCAGGGACUGCUACUUUAAGCUCACUAUUUGGACCAUUCCAAAGCCAAGUGAUUUCACCUGGUCAGGGACUAUACAGGGCACCUUUCUGCCUCUGUCUGCCCCCAACACCCAUACAGACACCACCACAGUGGUUUAGGAGCCAGAGAGUUGCCUGCAGGGGUCAUGAUGCUCCUGGCCAGGCUUCCUAGAAAAUUGGAGGUGGCCUUCCAAUAAUGCUAUCCAGUUCCAGGCUUUGAGGCACGAUCAUCCUGAAGGGCGUGGAAGAGAUGGACCCCAGUCAACUGCCCCAUCCCCCUCUCCGCUCUGCUGCUGCUGAGAUGCAAGCCCCCUCGGCUGAGGUCACCAGCAACUGGGACUUCUGCUGUUCUGAGGGCUUUUCAGAAAAGGACGGUGGCUGUCAGCACAGCCUGACCUCUGUGUUGUUGAUCCGGAUGUGGGCAGGGGUGCCAUGCCAUUGGGUUGUCCCCAUUCCUUGCCAUCGUGACCAAGCUCCGACUGAACUCUUCUGAGCAUAGCUGGAUGGCUCCUACUGCAGCUCACCCUGCCUCCAGCUACUGGUAUGGAUGUGAGGGGGGCAGUUUUCUGAGCUAAGCUUUGUCAUCAGUGAGGCAUCUCAUCAACAUUUGCCCCAGACCUGCAGGUCUUUUACAGUCGGGGGUUGGAGGGGAGGGCUGGUAUUGGUUCUUGAAGAAGCAGGGAACUUUGAGGGAGAAGCAAGUGAGUUCUGAGAUGAUCAGUUCAGGAAGCCUAUGGCCCCUUUCUGCUCUCUCCCCACCCCCACUCCCAUCGUGCAGGAACCUUAUGAACAGCCAAGAUCCUGCCGGAGCCAGGCCCCCAUCAUUUUCCUAUUAUACAUCAGCUCUAAGCUGUGUGGCAGAGCCUCAGCUGCCUCUUACCAGGCCUUCUUUUCUUUGGACAAUGGGAAACACCUCCCAGAGAUUUCUCAGGGCUGGAGCUUGCCACUGACUGAGCUGCUGGCAGAUGAGAGAGGACCCUUGCUGAGCUUCAAGCGACUGUGACCUUGCAUGGAACACAGCACAGCCUCUGGUGCCUGGUGGGAGCCCAGCAACUGCACCUGUUCCUUCCCUACCUGCAGUUCAGUAGGAGUGCCUGGCCUCAGAUGGGGCCAAGGAGGGAGACACCUUCUCAGCAGGCCUCCCUUAAGCUUGUCCAUUUCUGCCCUAUCCUUCUAGGUUCCCAGUCCUGGCACUUCUGAGGCAGCGGUCCCCCUUGCUAUUUGCCUGCUAGGUAAGGCAGACCAUGGUUCCCCGAGUGCAGCCUGAAAGAGGACCACAUACCCUGCUGCCCUUUGGGGCACACUGGAGAGGUUCUUGUGGGGUCAGGCGGGAGAGCUGCUGCCUCUUUGGAGGUGAGGCGGCAGGGCAAGGACUGGGAAGACAUUAGGGAGAAUCCCAGUGGGCUAGAGCAUUUGAAAAAAAUAGACACGGGGUCUUGGGACUGGUUGUGGAGACUGAGUUGAGAACAGGGAGAAAGCCCUGAAGGUCAGUGCCCCCAUGGGGCAGGCCACCAAGGAUGCCCUUGACUGUGUCUUUGGUUUUUGUUUGUUUAAUCCACUUCUCUCUGGCUUUCAGGACCUCAGCACCGAUGAGGUGCCUGGGUCCCUAUAGCAAGUCAGGAGCCCUGUAGAUGGGUUCCCCCUUUUGUAUCAGUACCUGACUGCUGGCAAGCAAACUUUUGUAAAACUUUUAUAUCUGUUUUUAAUGUCCGUAGAGACUGAGUUUCUGGGGCUAUAGCCAGCCAGGGACUUUUGUAAGAAUUUUUUGGGUGACUCACUUAGAUGUCGUAUCCUUGCCCCCUCUUCCUUUGUGUAAUCUAAGUGUAUUAAACAUUUGCAGAA
Ochotona curzoniae (black-lipped pika) is the source of this 4530-nucleotide messenger RNA. RefSeq names its product SUFU negative regulator of hedgehog signaling (gene SUFU). Bases 42 to 1499 code for a protein of 485 amino acids. Gene Ontology annotation, molecular function: transcription factor binding. Lineage: Eukaryota; Metazoa; Chordata; Mammalia; Lagomorpha; Ochotonidae. The transcript has 12 exons. The record is from RefSeq and is a predicted model, not a curated record. Gene Ontology annotation, cellular component: cytoplasm; nucleus.